Physeter macrocephalus (sperm whale) is the source of this 2585-nucleotide messenger RNA. It is a transcript of the gene ARRDC2, whose product is annotated as arrestin domain containing 2. The transcript is spliced from 7 exons. The record is from RefSeq and is a predicted model, not a curated record. The coding region runs from base 85 to 1455 and encodes 456 amino acids. Gene Ontology annotation, cellular component: cytoplasm; plasma membrane. Gene Ontology annotation, biological process: protein transport. NCBI's taxonomy places the organism in Eukaryota, Metazoa, Chordata, Mammalia, Artiodactyla, Physeteridae.
AGGCUGCAGCGUCCGCACCUCGCGCAUCCGCGUCGCGGGUUCGAAGCCAGGGAUCGCGCGCCGCGAGUUCGUAUCCCAGCCGCGAUGCUGUUCGACAAGGUGAAGGCGUUCGUGGUGCAACUGGAUGGUGCGAACGCGGGCGCCGAGCCCGUGUUCAGCGGCGGCCAGGCGGUGGCCGGCCGGGUGCUGCUGGAGCUGGCGGGCCCGGCGCGCGUGGGCGCCCUGAAGCUGCGCGCGCGAGGUCGCGCCCACGUACACUGGACCGAGUCGCGCAGCGCGGGCUCGAGCACCGCGUACACGCAGAGCUACAGCGAGCGCGUGGAGGUUGUGAGCCACCGUGCCACACUACUCGCGCCAGACACCGGAGAGAUCACAACGCUGCCUCCUGGACGCCAUGAGUUCCCAUUCAGCUUCCAGCUGCCACCGACGCUAGUGACUUCAUUUGAAGGCAAACAUGGCAGUGUCCGAUACUGCAUCAAAGCCACCCUGCACCGGCCCUGGGUCCCUGCCCGCCGGGCAAGGAAGGUGUUUACUGUUAUCGAGCCUGUGGACAUCAACACACCGGCUCUGCUGGCCCCUCAAGCGGGAGCUCGGGAGAAGAUUGCCCGAUCCUGGUACAGUAACCGUGGCCUUGUCUCCCUCUCAGCCAAGAUCGACCGCAAGGGCUAUACACCAGGUGAGGUGAUCCCCGUCUUCGCCGAGAUUGACAACGGCUCCACGCGCCCAGUGCUGCCACGGGCGGCCGUGGUCCAGACACAGACCUUCAUGGCGCGAGGUGCCCGCAAACAGAAACGAGCAGUGGUGGCUAGUCUCUCAGGGGAGCCUGUGGGCCCCGGGCGGCGGGCACUGUGGCAGGGCCGGGCGCUGCGGAUCCCUCCUGUGGGUCCUUCUAUUCUGCACUGCCGCGUGCUACAUGUGGACUACACCCUCAAGGUAGAGUAUCGUCGGGGGCUGGGGUGGCUGCAUCUGCUCUGUCCUCCAGGCUGGGGUUCCCCCCGCCCCCCACCAAGGCCUCCUGCUGUAGAAGGAGGGUGUGGCCGAGGCUGCCUGGGCACCCUCUGUCAUGGCUCCUUCCUCCAGGUCUGCGUGGACAUCCCGGGCUCGUCCAAGCUGCUCUUGGAGCUGCCGCUGGUCAUCGGCACCAUCCCUCUGCAUCCUUUUGGCAGCCGCUCGUCCAGCGUGGGCAGCCAUGCCAGCUUCCUGCUGGACUGGGGACUGGGGGUCCUGCCAGAGCGACCUGAAGCACCUCCCGAGUACUCAGAUGUGGUGGCCGAUGAGGAGGUGGCAGCCGUGGAGCAGAGCCCCUUCCGACUACUGCAGGACCCUGACGUGGGUGCUGAAGGCCCCUUCUUUGCCUACAUCCAGGAGUUCCGCUACCGCCCGCCACCCCUGUACUCCGAGGAGGAUCCAAACCCACCCUCAGAGGCCAUGAGGCCCCGCUGCAUGACCUGCUGAGUGGCAAGUGGAAACUUCAAGGGAUGAGGUUGUACACGUGCUUCCAGCCAGCCUGGACAUGAGUGAGGAGUGGCUGGAUCAAGAACAGACCAGCCUGACUGCACUGAAGUUGGGGAAACCGAGUCUCAGAAUGGGGCAGGGCCAUUCCAACAUCACACAGAGCAGAGGAAGAACCAGUCUGGAGUCUAACAUAUCUGGACUGGUUCUCAUAAGGUAUCAAAUGCCCACCGUAAGAUCCGAAAGACUGUUCAACCUGUCUGUGCCAGCCUGUGGUCCCCCAGAAGCCUCCAGUCUGGGAGAGACAGAGCCAGACAUAAAUACUUCCAGGCCUACAGAACCAGAGGAAGGGACCAAGAGCUGGGAGAGUCCAAAGGGGGAGCAGGAAGGCUUCCUGGAGGAAAGGGCAUUUUAGCUGAGGCUUUGGUGCAUGAAUAAGAGCUCAGAGGGCAGGCAAGCAAGGGGAAGGAAAAGUCGAAGAAGGUCAGAGCUGAGUGAUGUUUGGAGACUGCCUCCUUCAUCUUAGAACUGGGGCUCAGAGAGCAAGUGCCUCAGUCGAGGCCACACCGCAAGGUCCGGCAGGCGAGAGGGCCCAGGAAUGAGGCAUUCAGGGAAGCAGGUCAUCAGAGCUGUGUGGGGCAACAGGGCAACAGGGGCAGCGACUCCAGCCUUUGAAACCUUUGAAAGCCAGAGAUUCCUGGCCCAGGCUAGGCUUCCUGGGGGCCCCUCCACACACUCCAGGACGUGAGAGCUGCCUGGGUAUUGUAUGGCCCGAGAAACCCAGGUUCAGAGUGGGACAGACAAGACCAGCUCCAUCACUUGCAAAAUGAAGAUGUGGGGCCCCUUGUUCAAGAAUUCAGAAUUUCAAGACGGGGACAGCAGAGCAUUAAACCAGGCUGCGGGAACAGAGGUCAGUCAGCCUGGGGUGACACAGCAGGGCCAGUGUGCUUCUUAUGGGCACCCCCUGUGUCCUGGAGGGACAAAACAUAAUGGGGCAGCUGGACAAGCCCCCAAGUGCAGAGUCCCAGCCCAGGCUGAGGCAGGACCCUCGCCUGGGACUCCGCAUUUCCGUUAAGCCUUAAAUUGUUCUCUUUUGUACAAUUAUUUUUUAAAAAUAAAAGCACGGAGGAAGA